This is a messenger RNA of Myxozyma melibiosi, 1074 nucleotides long. RefSeq lists its product as uncharacterized. The transcript is spliced from 3 exons. Bases 138 to 893 code for a protein of 251 amino acids. The record is from RefSeq and is a predicted model, not a curated record. Gene Ontology annotation, cellular component: EMC complex. Lineage: Eukaryota; Fungi; Ascomycota; Lipomycetes; Lipomycetales; Lipomycetaceae.
UCUGCUCGCCGCCGCUAUUUUGCCUCGAGCGCGCCUCUCUGCUUUAACUUACAUCGUCUUGUUUUAUAGAUUCGCAAACGCAUCGCGGUCAAGACAACGUCGAUAAGAGCUGAUUGAAAGAUAUACAGCACAAAAGAAUGCAUUUGCAAUCUCUGAUCCUUCUUGCUGCUGCGGCAGCGCAGACAGUCUCCGCAUACACCGUCCGCGGAUUCCUCGACCCGACUCCCCCCUCCUCCUCGUCGCAGAUUCUUCCCAAGCUCUCAUACGCGCCCUCGAUUGAAAUCACGCUCCGCUCAUCGACCGCAUACCACAAGACCUUCCUGCAAUCCGCCCCGGUGUCGGCAUCCUCCUCCGACGCGGAGCAGUUGAGCGGGUUUGCGUUUGUGAAUGUGUCGGAGGGGAGUUACCAGUUGCGGGUGAAUUGCAUCGAGCAUAUUUUUCCCGUGCUUAGGGUCGAUGUGGGGGAGAACGAGGUCGAGGUGUUUUUGACGCAUCCGGGGAAUGAUUGGACUGUGACUGGGGCGCGGCAGCCGUAUCCUGUUGAGUUGAAGCCGGUGGGCAAGGCUGUGUAUUAUCAGGUUCGGGAGGGUUUCAAUGUGUUGAAGUUGUUUAAGAAUCCGAUGUUGAUUAUCAGUUUGUUCACACUCGUCAUGGUGUUUGUGCUUCCCAAGAUGAUGGAGAAUAUGGACCCAGAACAACUCAAAGAACUCCAAGAACAGCAAUCAAAGUCGGUCCCCCCGACGCUCACGAACCCAAUGAACUUCGACAUGGCCAGCUACCUUGCAGGUAAAUCAUCCUCCUCAUCUUCGGGCGAGAGUGCUGCCGGCGCCUCGUCGUCGUCGGCGUCGGGGAGUGAGAGCGCGAAGGGGCAGGCGCGGAGCCGGAAGCAUUAGGUGGGGUGAUGGGAGAGAGUGGUUGGGGGAUGAUUUUUUUAUGUUGUUUGAUGACGGUGUUGUGUUGAUUGCGUGUAGUUAGUGCAAAGAGUCUGUUUUGUAUAAAUACAACUUUCUAGUCAAUUGACCAGAUACAGCUCCAGUCAACCAAAUACAACUCCAGUCAACCAAAUAUGCCCUC